UUCUACAUGGGAGAAAAAAAAAACCCAGAAAAAUCAGAGAAAUUCAGCAGUUCGGAUGACGAUGAUGACGAUCUCCUGCUUCGUCUGCCUCGAUAUGAGCAAAACCCAUUAAUUUUGUCAUCGUCUCCUUCCUGAUCGAGCUCGCUUCUUUGUUAACCUCUCCUGGUUUGUCUCCUACGUCUUCGUUUUCUCGCGCUUCCCUGGAUUCUUCUUCGGGCUUUUUAUCUACUGGGUUUUUCUUUUGGUUGUCGGUCCCUUCGAUGGUGGGAGGCUAUGGCGACGCAGCAGCAGAACCAGACCCUCUCGGCUUCCCCUUCUCCGGCUGCUGACGAGACCCCCCAAGUUUCAGAGGGCAUGACAGCCACCACAAAUGAGGUUCAGCAAGUUGCUGCACCGGAAGCUGUGAAGCAGAGUGCUCCAAAGUCUGUGUUUGUAAAUUCAGAACCGAUACGGGAGGAUCAAGUUCAGAAUGCCAUCAAAUUCCUUAGUCACCCGAGAGUUAGGGGUUCUCCCGUAAUACAUAGAAGAUCUUUUCUCGAGAGGAAAGGCCUCACAAAGGAAGAGAUAGAUGAAGCUUUCCGCCGUGUUCCUGAUCCACCGCCGAGUUCACAGACAACUAGUAAUACUCAAGACAGCCAGCAGGUGGUACCGAAUGUUCAGUCACAUGGGCAGACCCAAACACUGCAGCCAGUGGUAGCUGCACCUGUCGUUAUGACUCCACCACCGGGAAUUCUCUCCAGGUUUCACUGGUACCACGGUGUUAUUGCUGUGGGAUUACUAGCAGCUUCAGGUGCUGGGACAGCUGUUUUGGUAAAGAAUUCUAUAAUCCCCAGGUUGAAAUCAUGGGUCCGCAGAAUUGUGGUGGAAGAAGACUCAGACCCUUCAAAGAGAGAAGUUGCAAAACCUAGUUUAGCCGAAGAAGCUGCUGCCGCUGCAAAAGCUGCCGCUGCUGCCGCUGCUGAUGUAGCUAGGGCAAGUCAGGAAAUGAUGAGAACUAGAACUGAAGAGAAAAGAAAUUUCGAGGAAUUCAUGCACCUAUUAGACACACAAGUACAGGAAAUGAAGUCAUUGAGCAGUAGCAUUCGAAAGCUGGAAGGGCAAACCUAUAACAGACCUCGGACAUAUCAAGCGGACCAAGAGGAUUAUGGAGGUUCUGUCACAAGCACAAGGAGACCAUAUCCAAAUGGGACCGCAGAUUAUGACAACUGCUCAGCAAGAUCUGCAUCUCCACCUGCCCCGGUGGAAUCAUCUGUGCCUCAUCCAAAUUCAUACAUGGAGAUAAUGGCUAUGAUCCAGAGAGGAGAGAAGCCUUCUAAUAUUCGGGAUAUUAACGAUAUGCCACCGAAUCCAAACCAGCAGCCAUCGAAUCCUCGUAUUGCUUCAAGAGCUAAGCCAUGGGAUUCUGCUCAAGUUCAGGACGAGAGUUUCAACUCGGACCCCUCAACUAAAUGGCUGCAGCCCAAAAACCCGAGAACUGUGGCGACCGCGACCGAGACCAGCUCCUUUGGUAGUCAUGAAAGCGAAACAAGUGCAAAGGAGCAGCCACUUGUUCAGAAGCGGACGUGGGUUCCUCCCCAGCCACCUCCAGUGGCUAUGCUGGAAGCAGCUGAAGCUAUUCGCCGGCCAAAGCCACAGGCUCGGGUAGACCAAGAUGAAGGUCAUGACCUGACAAGAAGUGGUUCCUCUGGUGUGACCGAUGAGUUGCAGAAGAUCACAAAUGUCUCUGAAUCUGGUGAUGAAGGUUCAGGGAUGCAGAUCAACGAGAUUCAAGAAGAACAAGAGCAGCAAUAAUUCGGACAAGACGGGAACUGAAGUGAAGGCAGUUUCAGAGGUUGAGGAUUCACUCAUGAUCAGCUUGAAUUUGUAUUUUUGCUGUAUGGGGUGGAGAAUAUGUGAGAUUCUUGGUAGGAACAUGUAUUUGCACGUGAUAAUCUGUCGGAUUCUUUAUACUAUAUAUAGCCGUCAUAGUUUCAUAUAACAUGUAA
Tarenaya hassleriana is the source of this 1985-nucleotide messenger RNA. RefSeq names its product peroxisomal membrane protein PEX14-like. Gene Ontology annotation, cellular component: peroxisomal importomer complex; peroxisomal membrane. The coding region runs from base 274 to 1791 and encodes 505 amino acids. NCBI's taxonomy places the organism in Eukaryota, Viridiplantae, Streptophyta, Magnoliopsida, Brassicales, Cleomaceae. The record is from RefSeq and is a predicted model, not a curated record. Gene Ontology annotation, molecular function: signaling receptor binding. The transcript has 12 exons. Gene Ontology annotation, biological process: protein import into peroxisome matrix, docking.